GCGCCCCUCCCCCGGCCAGACGGCGGAGGCUCCUGAGCGACAAUGAAGCAGCAACAGCAGCCGCAAACCCCCCAGCCCCAGCCGCCGCCCUCCGCCAGCGCGGGGGUCCCGGCCUUCCUCAGCAAGUUGUGGGCGCUGGUGAGCGAGGCACCCAACAACCGGCUCAUCACCUGGAGCCAGAAUGGCCGGAGUUUCUUGGUGCUGGAUGAACAGACAUUUGCAAAAGAAAUUCUUCCCAAGUACUUCAAGCACAACAACAUGGCAAGCUUUGUCAGACAGCUAAAUAUGUAUGGCUUCCGUAAAGUUGUCCAUGUUGAUUCUACGAUUGUCAAACUGGAACGGGAUGGUCCAGUCGAAUUUCAGCACCCUUAUUUUAAGCAAGGCCGGGAGGACUUGUUGGAACACAUUAAAAGGAAGGUUUCUUCUUCAAAACCUGAAGAGAACAAGAUACGUCAGGAAGAUCUCUCCAAAAUAAUAAGUAGUGCUCAAAAGGUGCAGAUUAAACAAGAGACUUUUGAAUCUCACUUGUCUGCUUUGAAGAGGGAGAAUGAAUCCCUUUGGAGGGAAGUGGCAGAACUGAGAGCAAAACACUUGCAACAACAGCAGGUUAUUCGGAAGAUUGUACAAUUUAUUGUUACCUUGGUGCGCAACAACCAACUAGUGAGCCUGAAACGCAAGAGGCCUCUCCUCCUGAACACUAAUGGACCUACAAAGUCGAAUGUAUUUCAGAAAAUUGUGAAAGAACCGGCUGACAAUAAUCACCAUGUACCUCUCAACAGAAAUGAGGGCUUAAAGCAAAGGGAACAGAUUUCAGAUGACAUCAUAAUUUAUGAUGUCACUGAGGACGUGGGUAAUGAAGAAAACCCCAUGGGCGAUGAAGAAAGUCUUCCUGUUACACCAGAAGCAAGUGAAGAUACUUCAGAUUCUUCCAACUGUAGCCGUUCUCCUGAUAUUGUAAUUGUGGAAGAUGAUAAUGAGGAAGAGGAUGCCCCUGUAAUUCAGGGGGAUAGAAGCACUGAAUCCAUUGCUGUGCCAGCUCAUGAUCCCCUCAGCCCUGCCAGUGACAGCGCAAGCCCACUCAUGUCAAGUGCUGUGCAGCUGAACAACCAGUCAACUUUAACUGCAGAAGAUCCAGUGUCAAUGAUGGAUUCCAUACUCAAUGAGAACGGAGUCAUUUCACAGAAUAUCAAUCUCCUUGGAAAGGUUGAACUUCUGGAUUAUCUUGACAGCAUUGACUGCAGCUUAGAGGACUUCCAAGCUAUGUUAUCAGGACGACAGUUCAGCAUAGAUCCAGAUCUCCUGGUCGAUCUAUUUACAAGCUCCGUGCAGGUGAAUCCCACAGAUCAUAUUGCUAAUACCAAAAUGGAGACAAAGGGAAUAGAAACUACAAAGAAUAAUGCUGGUCCAGAGGCCUCACAGGAAACACAACUUUCCAAGCCCAAAUCAGAUAAGCAGCUGAUCCAGUACACAGCCUUUCCACUCCUCGCCUUCUUUGAUGGGAACCCAGGCUCUGACGUGGAGAGCGGGAGCUCUGCAGGUGGAACCCCUUCCUCUGCUGGCAAAGCCCCAGAAAUGGAUGAGCUCCUGGAGAGCAGCCUGGACCCUGAGCCCACCCAGAGCAAACUGGUGCGGCUGGAGCCACUGACGGAGGCUGAAGCGAGCGAAGCCACACUGUUCUACCUGUGUGAACUUGCCCCAGCACCCAUGGACACAGACAUGUCCUUCCUGGAUAACUAAUGCCAUGGGGACUCUGUACAUAGUCAUGAACUAUUUAUUUAGGAUAUUGUUUGGUAUCUGAGUUUUUGUAAAUCACUGUUUUAUGUAACCAGAUGAUGUGGAAUCUCAAGAACCUUUCCUAUAUUACUUCCUGCAAGCAGUUGUUUCACCUCCUGGUUAGACAGCCAAGCUGGCAACACCAGGCUGCACUGCUGUCAGACCCUUGCUCUUAACACAUAUCACCAAAUAUCCAGGUAACCUAACCCUUGUGGAUACAACAGGGGUUUGAUUGAUGGUUUCUUCUAGUUCUGAUCUUACAUAUGAUGAUGUAAACUACUAGUGUAUGGCUAGGGAGCACUGACUUUCUGUAUCUUGGGUUGGUUUGGGUGUUUUCCUAUUUUUUACAUUUUGUUUAACAAUCAUGAAGCUUUUUGGUUCUUUUUUUUUUUUUUGGGGUGGGGGGACCAGGACCUGAUGUAGGCUUUUUUUUUCCCGGCUUCAACUGGGAACAAAGUGCCUGUACCUUGCUAAAUCUUGGUUCUGCCUUACUUUCACUUCAGUGGAAGUGCUCACACAUAGCACAAACCGGGGAAAAAGUUCUUGACAGCCACCAGGCUCCUCAGCUGCAUGAGUACUUUGGACCACCUACUCUGCCAAAAUAAAUGUUAAGUGUG
Dryobates pubescens (Downy woodpecker) is the source of this 2390-nucleotide messenger RNA. RefSeq names its product heat shock transcription factor 2 (gene HSF2). The transcript is spliced from 13 exons. The record is from RefSeq and is a predicted model, not a curated record. Lineage: Eukaryota; Metazoa; Chordata; Aves; Piciformes; Picidae. Bases 43 to 1737 code for a protein of 564 amino acids. Gene Ontology annotation, biological process: regulation of DNA-templated transcription. Gene Ontology annotation, molecular function: sequence-specific DNA binding; DNA-binding transcription factor activity.